AUGGCGGCAGCAGCACUGUCGCUCUGGGCGGCACAGGCGCCAUUUCCCUGGGAGGGCGAGCUGUGCCGCAUUGGGAGGAGGUCACCUGUACUCACAUCAGGUCCACCCAUUUGGCCAGGAAGCACCUUUUUCAAGAGAAAUGGAGCCCUUCUACAAGAUCCUGACAUUGAUGCUGCCACUGCCAUGAUGCUUUUGAAUACUCCCCCUGAGAUACAAGCAGGUUUUCCUCCGGGAGUGAUACAAAAUGGAGCUCGAGUUCUGAGUAGAGGAAUAUUUCCUGGAGCCAGGCCAUUGCCAAUCAACCCUAUAGGAAGCAUGGCUGUUGCAGUAAGAACUGGUUGGAAAUCUUUCAAAAUGAAUGGAAUAUCAAACUGCCGGAUGCGGACGGAAAGCGAGCAGUCCUGUGGCUCUCCAGUUGUUAGCGGCGACCCAAAGGAGGAUCACAACUACAGCAGUGCCAAAUCUUCCAACCACCGGAGCACAUCCCCUGCUAGUGACUCCGUUUCCUCUUCCUCUACUGACGACCAGUAUGAAUUUGCAACUAAAGGUAGCCAAGACAACAGCGAAGGAAGUGAAGUUAGCUUCCAGAGCCACGAGAGCCAUAGUGAAACAGAAGAGGAGGACAAAAAGCAAAACCAGAAGGAGACCAAGGAUUCUUUAGCUGACAGUGGGUAUGCAUCCCAGCACAAGAAAAGGCAACAUUUAAUGAAGGCGAAAAAAGUACCGAGUGACACACUGCCUCUUAAAAAGAGACGUACAGAAAAGCCCCCUGAAAGUGACGAUGAGGAGAUGAAAGAAGCAGCAGGAUCGCUCCUGCAUUUAGCAGGAAUUCGAUCCUGUUUGAACAACAUCACCAAUCGGACGGCAAAGGGGCAGAAAGAGCAAAAGGAAACCACAAAAAAUUAG
Molecule: messenger RNA, 906 nt
Organism: Eurypyga helias (sunbittern)
Lineage: Eukaryota; Metazoa; Chordata; Aves; Eurypygiformes; Eurypygidae
Product: forkhead box protein N3-like
Exons: 6
Coding region: 1-906 (301 amino acids)
Biological process (GO): regulation of DNA-templated transcription
Cellular component (GO): nucleus
Molecular function (GO): cis-regulatory region sequence-specific DNA binding; DNA-binding transcription factor activity
Source: RefSeq, a predicted model, not a curated record